CCUCCCUCCGACCCCUCCGCUACCUCUCCUCCUUCUCCCCUCGUGUCUCUUGUCUCAUCCUCACCCUAAGACUUUAUUUAAUUUCUGCUCAGUAUUCCCCUGUGUUACAACCUGGGGUAUCGCCAUUGCUUCCACCCCUUUUAGCUCGAGCUGCUACCGCCUUAGCCAUCCAGGCGGGCCCCCGUCGGUAGUCCCUCUCCCAGCUAACUUGACCACCUCCUCUUCACUGUCUCUCACUUUUUUUGUGCCAACCCACCCCCUCCGUUUAUUUCCCCCCCCUCCCUCUUGUGGCGCAUAGUGUUGGAAUAUCUCAGAAAGGAGGUUCGCUCCUCCUGAGCUAUACCCAUCAUGGCUGACAACGCAGCACGACACCCCAAUCUCAAUCUGACCCCCGAGGAAAAGCGCGUCUUCUACCAGCUCUUUCAGGCCGCUGAUACCACUAACCUGGGCGUCAUCACUGGCGAGGUUGCCGUGCCUUUCUUCGAAAAGACCCAAUUGGCUCCGGAAACCCUCGGCUUGAUAUGGCAGAUCGCGGAUAAGGAGAACAGGGGUCUAUUGACCCCUUCCGGGUUUGGCGUCGUUCUCCGCUUGAUCGGACACGCUCAAGCGGGUCGCGCACCGACAGAGGAACUGGCUUACCAACCCGGUCCCCUGCCGCAAUUCGAUGGCAUCUCCGUUGAUGCCGCCGCCCCUGGCCCACCUACUCCGCGCGAGGCAGGCACCACCAGCCCUACCCCCGCAGCAGGCGGCCCUAUUCGUGUCCCUCCGUUGAACCCCGAGGACGUGAACAAAUUCCUAUCGCUGUUCGAUAAAUCAGAUGUUGCUAAGACCGGCGUCCUUUCAGGUACGGAUAACUUCCCCCUUUCCGUUCGAGACAGGGCUCGAUGGGCUCGGACAUGUUUGGCUCAUACAACGGCGCAAUCUACAGGGGAGACAGCUAAGCAGAUCUUCGAGCGUGCACGGUUGCCGAACGAAAUCCUCGGCCGCAUCUGGAACCUAGCAGAUGUAAGGCAACAGGGCGUGCUUGAUGCGACGGAGUUCGUCAUUGCAAUGCAUCUUCUCACUUCGUACAAAUCAGGCGCAAUGAGGGGAAUCCCGCAAACUUUGCCUCCGGGCCUGUAUGAUGCAGCUUCGCGAAGAGGAUCGGUUCGUUCAUCGGUUGGCUCACGUCAGGGCUUGGAUGUUCCCCCUGUCCCUGCUAUUCCAAAACAGUUCACUGGGCCGCAGCGGACCCAGAGCCCGAUCAAUCGGCCCUUCGGAUCGCCUCUGGCUCCUCAGUCUACUGGCGGGGAUUGGCUGGUUUCGCCCCAAGAAAAAGCAAUGUUUGACAAUAUCUUUGCGACUGUCGACACCGCCAAGGUAGGAUCUGUAAGCGGUGACCAGGCCGUUGCGUUCUUCAUGGGGGCACAACUGCCAGAGGAGACCCUUGCCCAAAUCUGGGAUCUUGCAGAUAUCGAUGCCGAUGGACGUUUGACGAAGGAUGAGUUUGCCGUGGCCAUGUAUCUGGUUCGGCAGCAGCGGACUGGAAAGAACCCAUUGCCACAGACCCUGCCCCCGGCUCUGAUUCCUCCCAGCAUGCGUCGCCCUGGGUCUGCUCACAUCGCUCCACCAGUUGCUGCUCCCGCACCAGUUCCUGCACCAGCUCCCGCCCCUGCUCCUAAGUCGGCGGCGGAUGACUUGUUUGGUCUGGACGCUUUCACAGCACCUGCACCUCCUAUUGCUCCUUCUCAAGUGCCGCAGUCCACGGGCGGUUCGAACGCGGCUUUCCAGACACCGAGCUCUCCCGGAUCCCGAACUUCCCCACCAACAGCUUCGUCAACGUUCAAGCCGUUUGUGCCCACGUCCACGUUUGGCCAAAGCUUGCAGCCACAGAUGACUGGUGCCUCUGCUGGUGCAUCGCCAACUAUCCGGUCACCACCGCCGCCUGCCGAUGACCUGUUGGGCGACAAUGAUCCCGAGGAGUCCAAAAAGUUGACACAGGAGACUACAGAGCUCGCCAACCUGUCUAACCAGAUUGGUUCUCUCGCCAAUGAGAUGCAGAAUGUCCAGUCGAAGCGAACUUCGGCCGAGCGUGACCUGUCCCAGACCUCCCAACAGAAGCGUGACUUUGAAACUCGCCUUGCGCAGGCUAGGACAAUGUAUGAGCAGGAGGUCAAGAACUUCAAAGCUCUUGAGGAGCGGUUGAAUGCCUCGAGAGCCGAAACAAACAAAUUGCAACAGGAGUAUGCUCUUCUAGAGGGCAGCCGGCAGGAUCUGCAAAAUCAAUACAAUCAGGUGUCGACUGCCCUGGCUGCUGACCAGCAAGAGAAUGCAAACUUGAAGGAGAAGAUCCGUGAAGCCAACGCUGCGGUUGCUCAGCUUAAGCCUGCCCUAGACAAGGCACGCUCGAGUGCCCGUCAGCAGAAAGGUCUUGUAGCGAUCAACAAGAAGCAGCUUGCAACUGUGGAAGGCGAGAGAGAUAAAAUCAAGGAGGAGAUUGACACUCUUUCACAGGAGCAGUCCAGAGAACCCGAGGAGGCUGCUGCCGUCGCAAGCGAGGCUGCUGCUGUUACAAGCCCUGCUGAAUCUACAGCAAGCCAGAACACCAACCCGUUCUUCAAGCGCACGGCCACUGGCUCCAGCGACAAUAACGCACUAUCACCCCAGAUCUCGAAUGAUCAGCAGCGUGCGUUUGACAGCCUCUUUGGCACCUCCUUCGUGUCUCCUGCUACAGCUGCCACUCCUCCCCCGCCCGUCUCUUUCAAGGCCGAGUCGCAGCCGACCUCGGGAAUUCCGACCCCUUCAGUGUCUCCACCCCCUUCUGUUGGUGCUACUGCUGCGUUCGAGCCACCUGCGCUUUCGCAAUCAAGGCAACUCACACCAAACGUGCUGCCAUUCGGCGAAGAUCACUCGGUUACCUCUUCCACCCGAGUCUCGCCUCCUGGUAGCAGGUUUGGUGGUCCAGACACGGCUAGUGAAGUAGCGGCUUCCACCCCAACAGAGCAAGUCAAGGCCGUGGCUUCGCCUUUUGACGAGUUUGACGAGCCGAAGGAACGCUUCCCUGAAGUGCCUGAUGUCGCUGAUCAUACUCCCGCGAGUGGCGAUUCAGCCACGUCUGCCGAGAAUCCUACAGAAAAGAAGGAUCUUAGCUUCGAUGAGCUAUUUGGCGGGCCAGCUCAUAAACGAUCUCAGUCUCAGAACAAGAAUGAUUUCGAGGAGGCUUUUGCUGCUAUGAAGAAUGGUCCCGGGCCAAGCAAGCCCAAUGGUGCAGCACCUAUUGCUCAAUCUGAAUUCCCUCCAAUCCGUGAACUCGAUGACGGGGACGAAAGCUCAGACAGCGAAGCGCCCUUGGGUUUUGAGGAUGAUUUCGCCCCCGCCUUCCCCCCUCAGAGCCAGGUAGGAGGAGAACCUAAACCUGAUAUUCUUGAAACACCUCAACCAGCAGCUUUCCCUUCGCCGGGCGCCGCCGCCACUCCCAGUGAACCUCCUGAUGCGGAGGCUCAGCGCAGCCCCCCGAACUACGAAGAGACGGUAGGAAAGCAAGAGCCAGGAAGUAUACCUCCCGAGUUCAACGGACUAUUGCCGAGCCGUGAGGACCCGACAACUGCUGCCGAUGCACCUCACUCAGUGGAGACAAGCACGGGCGCCCCGAUCGUCGGGGGAGAGCCCCAGCGCGAUCACCAUGAGGAAACCAAGGUCGCCCCUCAAGAAGCCAAGCCCAAUGCUCCCGAUUUCGAGGCUGCAUUUGCAGGACUUGACCUGGCUCCCGCCAAGGAGGCAGAGGAUGACGAUGACGACUUUGAGACCGUGGAGAACAAGAAUGACAUGGACUUCGAUUUCUCCUUCGAUAACCCGGCCCAGAAGACGUCACAGAAUGUUGCAGCCUCCUCUUCAGAAUUCUUCGAUUUCAACAAGGAUGCCACCGCCUCAUCUCCGGGCUUUGCCGCGUCUGACCCUGACGCGAAUUCCCAGGCGCAGACGCACAACUGGGAAGAGCUCUUUGCUCCUCUUGACAAUGCCAAUGCAUCAGCAAGCGGGGCCAACGGUUCCAGCACCGCGAAUGAUUCUGCCCAAGCAAACAAGCCACCAGGAUGGGCUCUUCAGACCGGCACCGAGGAUGACCAGAUCCUCCAACGCCUGACCAACAUGGGCUUCCCCCGUGAAGAAUCUCUCGCUGCUCUCGAACAGUUCGACUAUAAUAUUGACAAGGCCGUCGAUCACCUGACCUCCAAAGCUUAACGCUCUCUCAACAUUUCCAGAAAUGAUGGAACCCUCCAAGUGCACAUAGUCUCGACUCUCUCUUGUCCUUAGCCGUCCAUUCGCUCCACACGUCAAUUUUCCUUAUCUCUCUGUCACGUCAUCAUAACUUUCCACAUUUUCCUCAUCCUCUUUUCCUUAUCUUUCAUGUCUCUACGUCUUGCCCCCCUUUUCACCCUGCAUACUUGCUGCUAUGUAUCUGUACAUCGUCUUUCUUUCUCGGUGGCAUUUUCCCUCUCCGACCAACCUGUUUCCUCACGACUUACCCUAUUAUCUACCAUUACUAUCAUUGUCACCGUGUAAUCUAGGAAUACCUAUUUGCUUCUCGAUUUC
Messenger RNA from Aspergillus uvarum CBS 121591, 4569 nucleotides. RefSeq names its product EF hand domain protein. Bases 349 to 4218 code for a protein of 1289 amino acids. Gene Ontology annotation, molecular function: protein binding; calcium ion binding. Gene Ontology annotation, cellular component: plasma membrane; cytoplasm. The record is from RefSeq and is a predicted model, not a curated record. The transcript is spliced from 5 exons. Lineage: Eukaryota; Fungi; Ascomycota; Eurotiomycetes; Eurotiales; Aspergillaceae. Gene Ontology annotation, biological process: endocytosis; endosomal transport.